Molecule: messenger RNA, 2697 nt
Organism: Helianthus annuus (common sunflower)
Lineage: Eukaryota; Viridiplantae; Streptophyta; Magnoliopsida; Asterales; Asteraceae
Product: eukaryotic translation initiation factor
Exons: 9
Coding region: 211-2484 (757 amino acids)
Cellular component (GO): eukaryotic translation initiation factor 4F complex
Molecular function (GO): mRNA binding; translation initiation factor activity; protein binding
Source: RefSeq, a predicted model, not a curated record
CCAUCACCAACUCUCUCUCUCUCUCUUCACCCUACUAGAGAGAGAAAGCUCUUCUUAAUAUCCCCUUUCCCCAUUCUAUCCCUACCCAAAAACCCUAUCUUUCAAGAUUCUUUUGAAUCUUGAUUCUACUGGUUCAUCUUCGUUCUUGAUUCACCGAUUCGACCAUCUGGGUGUUGUUGGAUUUGUUAAAAAAGUGUAAAGAUUUGAGGUAUGCAGGCUGAUCAGACAGUGUUGAGUUUGAGACCUGGUGGCGGAAACCGAGGAAGAACUUCUGGCCCUCGUUUUGAUUCGUUGGCUUUUGGUUCAUCUGAUCUUCGUCCCAACAGUGGUUCCGGUGGUGGUUCUUCUUUAGCCGCCUUUAAGAGCAAUGAUUCCAGGGAGUUUGGUGAGCGUAUUCAUUACACCCGAGACCAACUGUUACAACUUAGGGAGGUUGUAGAUAUUCCUGAGGUGAUACUAAAAGUCAAACAAGAAGUUGAAACUGAAUUUUUCGGGGAGUCCCAAAGCUGGACCAAAUCUGAAGGAAACUUGCAGGUGCCAAAUCAGCCUCAAGUACGCUACUCUGAGCCUGAUAAUCGAGACUGGCGGGGAAGAGCUCCGCCGUCGGUGGAUGAGCGGUCUUGGGAUUCUGGUCGAGAAAACCGCGAUUUCGGCCGUUUCGACAACCAACCAAAUUCACAAUUUGGUAGAACACAAGCCUCCCCUAACCAAGGGAUUGGGGGACCCACUCCUGCACUUGUCAAAGCUGAGGUGCCAUGGUCUGUUCGAAGAGGCACUCUUUCCGACAAAGAUCGUGUCUUGAAGACAGUAAAAGGUAUCCUGAACAAGUUGACUCCGGAAAAGUUUGACCUUCUCAAGGGUCAACUCAUUGACUCAGGGAUCACGACAGCUGAUAUUCUUAAGGGUGUUAUCUCGUUGAUAUUUGACAAAGCGGUUCUCGAGCCAACGUUUUGCCCGAUGUAUGCUCAACUAUGUUCGGAUCUCAAUACGAAGCUUCCUCCGUUCCCAUCCGAUGAACCUGACGGAAAGGAUAUUACUUUUAAGCGUGUAUUGUUAAAUAACUGUCAAGAGGCGUUUGAAGGUGCCGAUAACUUAAGGGCUGAAAUAAGGCAGAUGACCGCCCCUGAACAAGAAUCUGAACGUAGAGAUAAAGAAAGAUUAAUUAAGCUACGUACUCUUGGAAAUAUCCGUUUAAUCGGUGAGCUUUUGAAGCAGAAAAUGGUCCCAGAAAAAAUCGUUCAUCACAUCGUUCAGGAACUAUUAGGACCCGACAAUAAAGGUUGCCCCGAAGAGGAAAAUGUUGAGGCGAUCUGCCAAUUUUUCAUCACGAUCGGAAAACAACUUGACGAAAGUCCAAAAUCGAAGAGAAUUAAUGAUCUUUAUUUUCAAAGACUUAAGGAAUUAGCAACGAACCAACAGCUAGCUCCGCGUAUGCGGUUUAUGGUUCGUGAUGUUAUCGAUCUUAGAUCGAAUAAAUGGAUUCCAAGGAUGGAACAGGUGAAAGCGAAGACGAUUACGGAGAUUCAUAACGAAGCUGAGAAGAACAUGGGACUCCGUGCAGGGUCUACCGCUAGCAUAAGAAACAGCAGAGCAGCACAAGCUAAUAUAAGCCCUAAUUUCAACCGACCCGGUACAGGUGGCAUGAUGCCCGGGAUGCCUGGGGCCCGCAUGAUGCCGGGUACACCUGGAUUAGAAAACGAUAACUGGGAGGUUCCGAGGUCCCGCUCGAUGCCUCGGGGUGUUCAACCACCGUUGCUUAACAAGACACCGUCACCAAGCCAGAAGUUUCUUCCUCAAGGUAGUGUUGGUGUCGGUGGCGGUGGCGGUUUCAUUAGCGGCAAGCCUAGCGCUUUAUUGCAAGGCAGUGGUGGACCCGGUGGUGCCGCUUCUGUCCCCAUCUCUCCGGUGACGGCUCCGACUAGACCCGUUCAAACGCCUGUUGCCGCUGCGGCUGCUGUGCCUACGAAGGCGAAGAAUCCUGACGAACUUAAGCGGAAAACGGUUUCCUUACUCGAGGAAUAUUUCAGUGUUCGUAUACUAGAUGAAGCGUUACAAUGCUUGGAGGAACUGAAAGCACCGGAAUAUCACUCGCAGUUCAUCAAAGAAGCGGUUUUUCUGGCUUUGGAGAAAAGCCCACCGUGUGUCGAACCGCUAGCGAAGCUUUUCGAGUAUCUUCUAGCCAAGAAGGUUUUGACCCGAACUGACUUGAUAACCGGGUGCACUUCAUACGGUUCGUUACUGGACGAUAUCGCAAUCGAUCUACCAAAAGCACCGAACAACUUUGGUGAGAUCAUGGGGCAUUUGGUGGUCGCUGGUGGUUUGGAUUUCAAGACCGUGUUUGACGUUUUGAAGACCAUGGAGGAUGAUUACUAUCAGAAAGCGGUUUUUACAGGUGUUAAAAGGGUUGUUGAUUCAAGCGCUAACGGGAAAGAUGUUUUGGAGUCGCAAGCGGGCGAUGUGGGUGCGUGUGAAGGCCUGUUCUAAGAAGCUGGCUCGGUCUUGAAACAGGUUAUAAGGUGGUUGGAGCAUAUGUCGAAAACAAGAGGCGAGUUUUAGUGACAUUGUAUAAUUUCUUGUUUUUGUUGAGGUUAUGAUAGACAUAGUUUAUAUGUGGUGUUUUAAAACAAAGUGGUGGACUCGUUACCGUGAAUUUUGAUAUCUUUGAGCGUUGUCGAGAGGCAACUGGUUACACUUAAA